AUGGUCUCUACCUCCCUACGCCCAAGUAAUCUUGCACGUCUCCCUAGGUGGAUUUCACAUUGGCUUGGUUACCGCGCUUCACCUGCUCCAAAACGACCCGACUAUAUCAUUUGGAUUUGGUCGUUCAUUGGUGCUUUUGGCGGUCUUUCGAUUCUUCAAGCCAUCUUCGGACAAUCGCACUAUUUUAUACAACGCAAUGUCCCCUCCAUAGUUGCCAGUUAUGGUGCAUCCGCUGUCCUUUGUUACGGUGCCAUAGAAGCACCAUUAGCCCAACCGCGUGCUCUUUUGGGUGGACAUUUCAUCAGCGCUCUCACAGGCGUCUGUAUAACCAAACUGUUCGGUCUCCUUCCCACAGAGCAACGUCUCGACCAACUCCGCUGGCUAGCAGGUUCCCUUUCUUCCGCCACCGCCAUUGUCUUGAUGCAAAUGACCUCGACGACACAUCCUCCCGCCGGUGCGACCGCUCUUAUCGCUGCCGUCGACCCAGAGAUCUAUGUCAUGGGAUGGUAUUAUCUCCCCGUCGUAUUGCUUUCGUCCACGAUCGUGUUAGUCUCGGCGUUGAUUGUGAAUAACAUCCAGAGGAGGUAUCCAGUGUUUUGGUUUGCUCCUUCGCCGCCUGCGGUUGCACCCACUGUAGUAAAGUCAGAGCCUCCAACACUGGCCGGGGAAAGAGAUGCCAGUAUCAACGAUGUGGAGAAGGGGAUUGUUGGCACCCUUGCAAGUGCUGAUUAG
Messenger RNA from Lentinula edodes (shiitake mushroom), 732 nucleotides. RefSeq names its product HPP family-domain-containing protein. Bases 1 to 732 code for a protein of 243 amino acids. The record is from RefSeq and is a predicted model, not a curated record. Lineage: Eukaryota; Fungi; Basidiomycota; Agaricomycetes; Agaricales; Omphalotaceae. The transcript has 2 exons.